UAUCAUGUGUAUUCCAGUUGACAUAUUUACAUUUUGCGUACAUAAUUAUAAAUAGGGAGUCAAUCAAAUAGUUCAAAACGUUUUCCCUGUUAAAUUCUGACCGUUGCACUCUUCUUUUCUGUUGUCGACAACUGUGGAAGGCACAACAAAGUCGGAUUUUUCCGUUUCAAAUGUUUGGCACUAUGCUUUGUGCUCAAAAUUCCUUGGAAGCGAGGGCAGCUCGGAGCCCUGAUGCGUCAAUUGAGCGGCAGCAGCUUCAACUGCGACAACAACAGUCGACCAGGGAUGAGUCCCCAAAUCCAUAUAUCCUCAUUGAAGAUGCAGUUCACGGAGUCAUUGAAAUCCCCACUCACAUUGGGGAGAUCGUGCAACACAAACUGUUCCAGCGUCUCAAAAAAAUUAAGCAACUAGGAUUGCUCUUUUUGGCUGGCAAACCAGAGGCUACUUAUUCUCGAUAUGACCAUUGUAUUGGGACUUACAGGAGCGCACAGAUUCAUCUGAAUGCCUUGAAGCGCAAUUCCAAUAAUAAGAAAGCAUUGCCAGAAUGGUGUCGACAUUCUGUUGAGAUCGCGGCGCUUCUACAUGAUAUAGGACAUGGUCCAUUUUCGCAUACGUGGGAAGAAGUGUGUGGGAAUAGCUUUGAUCAUGAGCAGAAUGGAUUAAUCUGCGUAGAUAAGAUUUUUGCCGAUAUGACGAGCGAGAUACUGCGUUCCCUGCGUGACGAAAACAAUGGACGAGGUGUGCAGCUAAUCAAGGCGCUGAUAGUCGGCAAACGGGAGUUGCUAACCUAUCCAAUGAUGGGACUUGGUUAUAUCUUUGAUAUUGUGCACAACAGUCGCUGCGGUCUGGAUGUGGACAAGUGGGAUUACUUAAGACGUGACAACAAAUGCCUGAACCUGCUAAGCGAUGAAGACAUGAAGUUCGAUGAGAUAUUUCAGAAGUCUCGCAUUUCGCCAGAUGGUCAGCGCAUUGAAUAUCGCUAUGAUGACUACCAUCUCAUAUAUAAGCUUUUUAUGGCACGUUGGCGUCUACAUAUGACCGCCUAUAAGCUGCCCAAGUCCCUGGCUGUUUGUAAUCUGUUUUCAAAAAUUGUGCGGCGUUGUAAACCGGAUCUGUUGGCCUUGAUGGCUGACAGUGAUGAUUGGCUGGAUUUAUAUGAUGAGCGUGUAUUUCAAAUGAUUGAGAGCGAUCCGCUUAUGCGCUAUUUGCAUUGUCCACACCAUUGGCUUGAGGUACCACCCUGUGAAGGUCAACAUGAGAAUUGUGUAUGCGUAAAUAUCAAAAAACUGGGUCCCGGUGUUGACAUGGAUCCCGACGAGUCUUAUGCGCUGUAUGGUGAUAGCAGUAAGAAACGCAGCAUUGAGCGACUAACUACGCCGACUUCUAUAACCACAUGCUAUAAGUUGCUAUAGGUAAUUAAUUUCACAAUGAAGCUAAAUCAUGAUAAAUUGUCAACCGAUGUGUUCGCCUUUUCCCCCCUUAUUUUUAAUUACUUAACUCUUUGUUACAACUUAAAAAUGUGUUAAUUGUUAUUGGGUUCCAAGAAAAAUGACUUUGAUAUGCAAAAAAGAUCAAGAAGUAUUCGAAAUCUGAUGUGAAUUUUAUAAUGGAACUUUUUGUAUUGUUUGCUUAAAUUAUAAUUUAUAAUACGCGAAUUGACAGCUUAUGAUUCAAUUCUAAAUUAGAU
Molecule: messenger RNA, 1687 nt
Organism: Drosophila grimshawi
Lineage: Eukaryota; Metazoa; Arthropoda; Insecta; Diptera; Drosophilidae
Gene: fal
Product: deoxynucleoside triphosphate triphosphohydrolase SAMHD1 homolog
Exons: 5
Coding region: 171-1412 (413 amino acids)
Biological process (GO): dGTP catabolic process
Cellular component (GO): nucleus
Molecular function (GO): dGTPase activity
Source: RefSeq, a predicted model, not a curated record